This is a messenger RNA of Chanos chanos (milkfish), 1769 nucleotides long. RefSeq names its product transforming growth factor, beta receptor 1 b (gene tgfbr1b). Lineage: Eukaryota; Metazoa; Chordata; Actinopteri; Gonorynchiformes; Chanidae. The record is from RefSeq and is a predicted model, not a curated record. The coding region runs from base 1 to 1494 and encodes 497 amino acids. Gene Ontology annotation, cellular component: signaling receptor complex; plasma membrane. The transcript is spliced from 9 exons. Gene Ontology annotation, molecular function: transforming growth factor beta receptor activity, type I; ATP binding; SMAD binding. Gene Ontology annotation, biological process: heart development; cellular response to growth factor stimulus; transforming growth factor beta receptor signaling pathway.
AUGGAUGCAAUACCCCGUUGUCUCGUGAUUAUAGUCCUGUUCUUUGGAACGAGGAUUCAUGAAACUGAAGCCUUGCAAUGCUACUGUCACCGCUGCACAAACUCCUCCUGCACGACGGAUGGACUCUGUUACGUAUCCGUCACCAGGUCCGGGAGCAAGAUCACCACGCAGCAGAGCUGGUGCAUCGCCGAAACCGAGCUCAUCCCACGCGAUCGGCCCUUCGUCUGUGCGCCAUCCACCAAGGACGACACGGGAAUCUACCCCAUGUGCUGUAACACGGACUGGUGUAACAAAAACCCGGACCCCAGCGUGUUUCCAGUCCCUACAGUAAAGACCCCUUCCCUGGGUCCUGUGGCCCUGGCGGCAGUGAUAGCGGGGCCAGUGUGUGUGCUCUGCUUCGUGCUGGUUAUGGUUUUCUACAUCUGCCACAGCCGAUCAGUAAUCCACCACCGUGUGCCUAAUGAGGAGGACCCCUCCAUGGACCAUCCCUUCAUCACCGUGGGAACCACGCUCAAAGACCUCAUCUACGACAUGACCACGUCGGGCUCUGGCUCAGGUCUGCCUUUGCUAGUGCAGAGAACCAUAGCCAGAACCAUAAUCCUUCAGGAGAGCAUUGGGAAAGGUCGAUUUGGAGAAGUGUGGAGAGGGAAAUGGAGAGGAGAGGAGGUCGCCGUGAAGAUUUUCUCCUCCCGAGAAGAACGCUCCUGGUUCCGUGAGGCUGAGAUUUACCAGACGGUCAUGCUUCGGCACGAGAACAUCCUGGGAUUCAUCGCUGCCGACAACAAAGACAACGGGACGUGGACACAACUGUGGCUGGUGUCAGACUACCAUGAACACGGUUCUCUGUUUGAUUACCUGAACAGGUACACAGUCACAGUCGAGGGCAUGAUCAAGCUCUCUCUGUCCACUGCCAGCGGCCUGGCCCACCUGCACAUGGAGAUUGUCGGGACGCAAGGUAAACCGGCCAUUGCUCACAGGGAUCUAAAAUCUAAGAACAUUCUGGUGAAGAAGAAUGGAACAUGCUGCAUUGCCGACCUGGGCUUGGCCGUGCGCCACGACUCUGCCACAGACACCAUCGAUAUCGCUCCCAACCACAGAGUGGGCACCAAAAGGUAUAUGGCCCCAGAAGUCCUUGAUGAUUCAAUAAACAUGAAACAUUUUGAGUCAUUCAAGAGAGCAGACAUCUAUGCCAUGGGUCUGGUGUUCUGGGAAAUUGCAAGCAGAUGUUCAAUCGGAGGCAUCCAUGAAGAUUACCAGCUGCCGUAUUAUGACUUGGUGCAGUCUGACCCGUCUGUGGAGGAGAUGAGGAAAGUGGUCUGUGAGCAGAAGCUGCGGCCCAACAUCCCAAACAGAUGGCAGAGCUGUGAGGCUCUGCGAGUAAUGGCCAAGAUCAUGAGGGAGUGCUGGUAUGCUAACGGGGCGGCCCGUCUCACGGCCCUGCGCAUUAAGAAGACGCUGUCCCAGCUCAGUCAACAGGAGGGCAUCAAAAUGUAGGCUUCAAGCCUGGACGGAGAGGGAGUUCACACAGCAUCUUAUCUUUUCAACUACGAUUGAAUAUUGUCAUUGUUAUUAUUCCUAUAACUACUAUUGCGCUAAUUAUUGCAUUUCAACACUCUGUCCUCUGGGUUUGAGAGAGGACAAGAGCGGUAAGGAUGAAGGUUUGAUGGCUUUUUUUUUUUUUCUUUGACCACGGCUGAGGUUCGCGAAAGAUGGACUCCUUUGAGAUGGCGCCACUUUCAACCUCACACCUAUUGUGCCCACACCCCCUG